Molecule: messenger RNA, 5519 nt
Organism: Phalacrocorax carbo (great cormorant)
Lineage: Eukaryota; Metazoa; Chordata; Aves; Suliformes; Phalacrocoracidae
Source: RefSeq, a predicted model, not a curated record
AUGGGGCUGGCUGCCGUUCCUGGUGAGACGAUAGGGUCUGUGACAGAGAAUCAGUCAAGGGACACCAACGGCAAAUGCCUCCUGGCUGAGGUGUUCGCUGAUCACAGGAUAUUUAACUUCCAGAUUGCCAAACAGGGAACAGUCAGGGGAUUUUUAUUUUUUUUCCUCUUCUUCCUGUUAUCCCUGCCUUUCAUCUUUGUUAACACGGCUCUGUCCUUAUUUUAUUUUAUUUUUUUUUUUUACUUUAGGUCGGUUAACAUUGCAGCCUUUGGGAACGAAAGAGACGGCUUUUCUGAGGACAGUCAGCAGCCGAGCCUGAUCUGGGGCUAUCUCGGGAGGAGCGCUCUGAUUUCCCAGAUCGACAGCAGCUUGUCUGCCGGUCAUGCUGGAAACCCGGCUUUUACCCAGUAUCAAGCCUGCGUGUUCGGAAACGUCAGACUGGUGGUACACGACUGCCCUGUCUGGGACAUAUUUGACAGUGACUGGUACACCUCUCGCAGUCUCAUUGGAGGAGCUGAUAUUAUUGUGAUUAAAUACUCUGUCAAUGACAAGAAUUCAUUUCAAGAACUAAAGGACCGUUAUAUCCCAAUGAUAAAAAAAGCAUUAAACAACUCUUCAGUUCCAGUAAUAGUUUCUGCUAUUGGUGCAAGAAAAAACGGAUUGCCUUGCACCUGCCCGCUGUGCACUUCAGACAGGAGGAGCUGUGUCACCACCUCCGAGGGAGCGCAGCUGGCCAAGGAACUCGCAGCUACUUACCUCGAACUGCACACUCUUAAUGACUUCUACAUACAGAAGUACUUUGGAGGAGUGCUGGAAUAUUUUAUGAUCCAAAGUUUGAAUCAGAAGUCAUCUGAAAAAAUGAAGAAAAAGAAGACGCAGAAGGGCCGUCGAGUUCAACCACCUCAGCUUGAACAGCCAGAAAAAAUGCCGAUCUUAAAGGGCGAAGCCUCGCACUACAACGCGGACCUGCACAACCUGCUUUGCUGCUGCCAGUGCGCGGACGUGGUGUUCUACCCUGAGGACCUCAGCAUGAUGGUGGAGGCUCACAAGGUCAUCCUCUGCUCCGUCAGCCAGCUCUUCAUGCUGCUUUUCGAGGUGAAGAGCCCCGCCGACAUCCUCGACGCCUCCAUCGUGCAGAUGGCGCGGAGCCUCUUCGCAGUGGAGCCGGGGACCGCCCUCGCCCCGGCCCCCCACGGCGCCCCACCGGUGAGGGUGGUGGUGAAGGACUCCAUCUUCUGCUCUUGCCUGCCAGACAUCCUCCACUUCAUCUAUUCAGGUGCUUUCCAUUGGGAACAAUUAGAAGAGGAUAUAAGAAAGAAAGUGAAGGAUCCAGAGGAAACAGAGCAUGUGCUUGAAAAAGUUAAAUGUAUCCUGAAAACUCCAGGGAAGCUAAACACUGUAAAGGACUGCAGAUCUCACCAGAUGAAACGGCUGCAUAAUACUUCUCUCAGGCUGUUCUUUAAUACGCCUGUCCUGGCUGAUGUCAUCUUCAAAAUACAAGGUGCAACUGUACCAGCCCACAGAGCAGUUCUGGUAGCUCGCUGUGAGGUAAUGGCAGCUAUGUUUAAUGGUAAUUAUCUAGAAGCAAAUAAUAUUCUGGUUCCAGUGUAUGGGGUUUCCAAAGACACUUUCCUGUCCUUUCUAGAGUAUCUCUAUACCGACUCCUGCUGCCCAGCCAGUAUUCUCCAAGCUAUGUCUCUCUUGAUCUGUGCAGAGAUGUACCAAGUAAUGAGACUCCAGCAUAUUUGUGAGCUUUACAUUAUCACGCAGCUUCAGAGCAUGCCCAGCAGGGAACUGGCAUCCACGAGUCUCAGCAUUGUUAGCUUGCUCAAAAAAGCUAAGUUCCACAAUUCUGACUGCCUUUCAACUUGGCUCCUUCACUUUAUUGCUACUAACUACCUCAUCUUCAGUCAGAAGCCGGAAUUUCAAGAUCUUUCAGUGGAGGAGCGCCAUUUUGUAGAGAUGCACAGAUGGCCUUCCAGUCUGUACCUGAAGCAGCUUGCUGACUACAGGAACUAUGUCCACUCCCAGAAAUGCCAUUGCACGGUGAUGUAGAGAAGCCUGAGCAUGCGCAGAGCGCACCUCGACUGGGAGACCUCUGCCUGGGAAUUAUACAGAGUGUAAAAAUCAUGUCAAGAGGAAAACCGGAUACCGUCUCCCGGGAACACCCUAUGCCAUGCUGUAGCGCACUUACUAAUGUUCCUUGCUUUGAUAAUAAACCAUGCUACUUUUUUCCUUCAAGCACUGAGAAAUGUAUCACCAAGAUUUCGUUCAAGCACAAGGAUUUCACACCCGUGGGGAUGCAAUGUAGUGGGGGACGGAGUCAUGACGGUCAUCUGAUCCCCCUCCUACUUCCUUUAUUGGUUAUUUUAUGGGUUUUCAGGGUGAUCCUUGGCUGCUAAAACAGCUCCUCUUGGAGACCUGUGCUCAGCAGGGGCACAGCAGCAGUGCAGGGAAGCCGAGAAGCCCACCCCUCAGUUCCUUAAGUAUGCCAAAGCAUGCAAAAAUUGACACCAGCCUCUGUCGGUUUGCAAAAUAAAGGGCAGGCUUAACAAGCAUCUUAGUUACUACUCAUUUUCUACUUCGAGCCACACCUGCAGUUCCUUUUACCGAGACUCUUACGGUCAUACGAGUGGAUGUUUUAACCCUGGGAAUGCCUCAGCAUCCCUAUAUACUCUAGUCCCUCUCAAAUCCCUAGAAAAUGAAAUCAUUUUUCUUCCGAGUACGUAGCAGAAGAAGGUCUGUUUUGAUGGUCUCUAGAGCACCGUUGUUACUCUGGUCAUGCUGCGUUUUUCACCCCAAAGGAAACAAGUCAGGAAGAGCCGAGCCCGCUCAGAGCGUAUCCGUACGGUGCUGGUCCCGGGCUGGGGGGGAAGGGCAGGGGGUCGACAGCCAGUUGUAGGGUUUGUGGGAGACACUUUGCUGGCACGAGCGACUCGUUUGGGCCGAGUGGGUCUGGUAAUCCUCGGUCCCCACGGGCAGCAUAAGUGUCUGACGUGGCGGCCAGGCGAGGAGGGAGGCGACCCUCACGGGUACGCCAGUCCUGCGAGGAGUCGGCCCUUGUGGCGGGACUUUGAGCCCGACCCUCCCCAGCAGGGACUCGGUUUAAACGCAGCUCUCCUCCCGUGCUCACAGCUAACACCGUCUGAUGCAAACCUGAUCAGAUCUGCCGGCUGUAAGGAUUCUCUCUCAGAUAGGACAGAUAAAUCCUGAGUAUUAUGACUGGGGCGACCCUUGCAGACGCUGUUGAGACCUCUCUUCCCCCAAAUCAUUCUUCUGUCGUGCCACUAACUUAGAAGUGUGUGGUAGUGACAAAAUGAACCCAGCCUUUACAUUAGGCUGCUCAUCCGAGCAUAGGUGCUUUCCUGUAAGUGGAAUCUUGUCAAGGAAGGGAACUCUUCACUGUCAUUCUUGUACAUUUAAUUCUGCUUUGCCUGACGCUUUCAAUUCUGGUAUGUAGUCUGAGCCCAGAAAGACAAAGAGAAGACACUGAAAAAAGUUAAGUCAUGUUUCCACCAUGUCCACAGCAGACCCAUCUCAAAAGUACCUGGGAACUGCAGCGCGAGAUGACGAUGGAACAGCAGGUUGCUGGAGGCAAAUCCUCUUUCUGCUUAUACGAAUUGUUUUUUACAUUUCCACAUGUUUUUAUAGGUCAUUGCUCUUUUCAAAUUCCACACCAGCGUUGAGUGAUUUUUUUUUUUUCUGUUGAUAUUUUGCAGCAGUCGAGAGAGGGUACUUCCCGUCAUGGUUUUGGACACACACACAAAAAAAAGGUCUUGUGACUCAGCUGGCUGCUGCAGCCUCCAAAUUCUGAGGUUAUCUUUAUGUAAAAAUGAUAAAUCUUUUUUAUUUUUGACUUUUCUUCCGGAGAUCCUAACGUCCUUUAAAAGAUGAGAUGUACUUAUAUAUGUCUUGCAUAUAAGGAGUCUGAAAUACAGAGCAGUACAUUGCUUUUUCAAGAUGAAUAAAGAAAACUGAAAACAUUGCAGCAAGAAAUGAGUAGGGAAGUUACACGUAUUGAACUUAAGUGUGAAUAAAGGUCAUUUCCUAUCAUUAUAGUAGAAAUCAAAAACUUAAAGCACAUGUUAACUGGAUAGAUAUGAAUAAAACUUUUUUUUAAGCAUAAAGCCAUAAACAAAAAUGACCGUACAGCUGAGCUACAUCUUGCCUGGACACCUGACUGCAUGCUCAGUCACAGCAUGGGCUUCUACCAGCGGCCUCCUCAGUUAACAAAAUUAUGGUUUCUAUGCCGAAUACUGACUUCUUGUACAAAACUGUUACUAAAGUUGUCUGAAUGUUUGUCUGCCUUUACUUGUAGCCCUAAAUUUUUAAUAUUUUGCAAGCUUUCCCAGUUUUUUUGCUAGAAGUCAGUUGCCAAUAAUUUAAGUACAGAUAACAAACAACAAAAUACUAUUUUUAACAUUCUGAAAAUGUUUUAUAGACAUUUAAAAAUAGGCUUAAUGGAAAUAAAAACACUUUCUGUCCAACCAAGAAAAAUAUUUUGCUAUUAUGUCUUUUAGUCAGUGGCAACCACAGGUUUUAUACUGAGAAGCCAGGCAGUGAAAAAAAAUGUUUAUUAUUCAUUCACAGCUUAAUGCAUACUACUAUUAAAACAGCUUUCCGUGUUACAAAGUAUCUCCAUUAUGCUGCCUGUAUCAGGUGCAGAUGUACUGUCCUUGCAAACACAGAACAUCUGAUAAAUUUAAAUUCUUAGACUUAUAAAUUCUUAUUUUUAUUCUGUAUGAUGAUUUUCUGCAAAAAUGUGAUUAUCUUAAAGCUAUUUUUAAAACUGAUACUUUAGCAUUCGGAAAUGUGACUGAAAGUAGAUCAUGAUGCUGUCAGUAAUUUUUUUAGUGGAGGCUUUAAGACCAUACUCAUCAUGAACAGUCAGGAAUUAGGGCAGUACUGAGUUUGCUAAUUGUGAAUAACUUUGUAUGUUAAAAGUAAAAAUCUCCAUGGUAUUAAAAAAAUGUAAUUAUUUUUUUUCUGUGGUAUGAAGUAGAAAUGAGGAACCAGCUACAAAAAAGUGAUUUAGGCUAGUGGUUUUGAAAAAAGUAAAAUAUCUGAGAGGAAGGUUUCCACUGGUCCUAGCAUCUGCCCAACUUCCAGGGCACUGGCAACGUUGGGGUCAAGGAAGAAGGCUAUUGGCAAACUCAGGUGCCCCUAGCAGGUCUUAGAGGGUUUGGGAUUACAGUUUCAGACUUGGAUUUAAGUGGAGUUUUGACUCCUUCAAUAGAGCUCAAAAACCACUUUUAGAAGAUAUUUUUUGAAUAAUGGAUUGCACCAUAUAAUUCUUGCUGUACUGGUAUAUAUGUAUGCUUGUCCCAUAGAGACUAACAAAGAAAGCUUCCUGCACUAAUCAUGUUUUCCACAUGACAGUUAAAAUGUCUCUGCUAUUGUCCCUUAGUCCUUGUUGUAUUUGAUUUGAAAAAACACUGUUAGAAGAAAAGCUGUUUUGUUAGGCACAUGAUGAAACUCCUGUUUGUUUUUCUUUUAAUACACCCUGACUAAAUGUACUU